This is a messenger RNA of Aspergillus ruber CBS 135680, 2094 nucleotides long. RefSeq lists its product as uncharacterized. Lineage: Eukaryota; Fungi; Ascomycota; Eurotiomycetes; Eurotiales; Aspergillaceae. The record is from RefSeq and is a predicted model, not a curated record. Gene Ontology annotation, cellular component: nucleus. Gene Ontology annotation, biological process: positive regulation of transcription by RNA polymerase II. Bases 1 to 2094 code for a protein of 697 amino acids. The transcript is spliced from 2 exons. Gene Ontology annotation, molecular function: DNA-binding transcription factor activity, RNA polymerase II-specific; zinc ion binding; transcription cis-regulatory region binding.
AUGCGACGAGUGAAGAAAUCCCGAAAUGGCUGUGCUAGAUGCAAGAGUAAACGCGUCAAAUGCGGCGAAGAGAAACCUCAUUGUAAUCGUUGCACUAGACUGGGUAUCAGGUGUCCCGGAUAUGUUCAGUCGCUGCGUUGGGUGACCAACCACAGUGGCAUUCAGUUUGAGAAUGCUACAGUGACAAGAACGGCCAACAAUGCUGCUACUCCCAGAGCAGCUCGAUCGCCUGCUCCUAGAGCAUCUAGAGCACCGGAAGGGCUUAUCGAACCGCCAUCAGUGUUCUCCCAGUCAACAGCCUUGGACGACGUGGAUAAUCCCGCCACAAUUGGUACCACCACCGCUACCCAGGACCUGCCAGACCCAUCCAGCCUGGAAGUAGAUGGCACAAACGUUCUAUGCGAAAACUUAUGGGACGUCAGCGGAAGCUCUCUACCAGAACUAGAUGGCCUUUCCUCUCCCUCUUCGGUCGCAGCAUCGACAUCCGAGGAAUCAACCCAGCAAACAGACUCGCCGUUUGCUGCAAAUCUCGCAACAGCAGACUUAUCAAAUAUCUUCUCGCUAGCAGCGCCAGCGUUCCAAGAGAAUAGCAGAAACUAUGGCAACUUCUCACCAAUGGCCAUUGUGCGCAGCUAUCCUCCUCCGUCCUUGAGGCCGCAGCACAUUCCCCAGCCCUUAAAUGGCAACACAUCCUGGACCCUAAUCGAAUACUACUUCAAGGAAGUAGCAGCGCUGUUCUCGAGCUAUGAUAGCCAGAUGAACCCCUUCCGUACGACGGUAUCUCGUCUCUGGGGAUCAUCAUUGGCUAUGUGUCGAACGAUGCAGAGCAUGGCCGCGGCGACACUAGUUCAUGAUUUCCCUCAAUUCGGGCCGAUGGGAUUGAAGAUGCGGAACGAAGCCGUUGACAUUCUUACCAAGGAGUCUGAAAUGGAUGAUAAGUCCCUCCUAGCAUUGCUCAUGCUGGGACAGACUGCUAGUUGGCACGAUCCGAAGGACCUGGGGAUUUCAUUCUUCAAUCUACUACGGAAGCACCUCAAUGACAAGUCUUCUAGUGCGGAGCCAUUUCUAUCCAGACACGGCAAGAAUCAUCAGUUCUUUGAAGAAGCACUGGUUUACUGGGAAAUGCUCCUCUCCUUUGUCGCGGACAAUGACUCGCUCUCUCUGUCUGACACGAUCCCCGGAAUGGAAGAUUUACUUGUUCUCCAACGCAUGCCUCACCCUUGGACUGGAAUAGCCCGCGACACACAAUCCGCAGUCCAGGAAGUAGGCAGGCUCGUCCGUCGGGAACGAAAACGCAUCCGCGCCCAGCACUUCACCUCUCAAGAGAACAUCACCCAAGCUCAAAAAGCCAUCAACGAAGCAGAGCAACUCGAAGAAAGACUCCUUGGACUGGCCCACCCGGCAGAGACCGAAAUAAUCAGCCCCGGCGACGACGACACACCCGUCUGGCAUCUCCUAACUAUGGCUGAAGCCUACCGAUGUACGGGAUUGAUACAGCUAUACCGCGUAUUCCCGGACCUUCUUCGCUACCGAUUACCAUCACCAAACACCAGUACGAUCGAUCAAGACCCCUUCCUCUCAGACCCAAUCCUAGGCAAUGACUGUAACCUAGACGGCUUCGAAUUUCCUUGGCUCAACACCAACAGCCCAAAGAAAACACCACCAGAAACAACAGCAACCAAAACCAAAGCAACAGACUCCUACUACAACACCUGGCUCACCGAAUUCACCUUAACGACCCUCUCGCGCCUAAAAACCAUUCCCAUGGAAUCCCGCACCCGCUGCGUACAGCCCUUUCUCUUCGUUGCAUCGAGUAGCGAGCUACGACUUCCUACUGUUCCAAUGGACGAGUCCAACACCAAUGAUCAAGGUAAUAGUAACGAGGAGAAUGUAUCACACGCCGUCGAAGUCCUGCGAACACGCAAAUUCGUCCUCGGCCGUCUAACUUCGUAUCUACAUGUGUUACCACCGAAACCAAUACAUGUGUGUUUGCAAUUGGUGAAGGAGGUUUGGAAAAGGAUGGAUGCUGGUGGGAGGGAUGUUUAUUGGAUGGAUGUUAUGAUGGAGAGGGGGUGGGAGACUACUAUGGGGUAG